Elephantulus edwardii (Cape elephant shrew) is the source of this 1299-nucleotide messenger RNA. RefSeq names its product neuronal regeneration-related protein-like. Bases 149 to 355 code for a protein of 68 amino acids. Gene Ontology annotation, biological process: regulation of neuron differentiation; axon regeneration; regulation of transforming growth factor beta receptor signaling pathway. The record is from RefSeq and is a predicted model, not a curated record. The transcript is spliced from 4 exons. Lineage: Eukaryota; Metazoa; Chordata; Mammalia; Macroscelidea; Macroscelididae. Gene Ontology annotation, cellular component: cytoplasm; nucleus.
CUUUCUAGCAUGAUGCCCUUUUUCAUCCACAUUUGUGUUUCAGGUGUAGAGAGGAGAGAGAGUGAACAGGGAGCGGGGCUUUUGUCUGUUGGUCUCCCUGGACUGAAGAGAGGGAGGGUGCAAGCCCAGGACUGUUAAGAUUCUCGAAAUGGCUUAUUACCCGGAUCUAUUUGUCUGGGUCAGUCAAGAACCAUUUCCAAAUGAGGAAAUGGAAGGAAGGCUCCCCAAGGGAAGACUUCCUGUCCCAAAGGAAGUAAAUCGCAAGAAGGGCGAAGAGACUGCUGCUGCCUCCCUGACUCUGCUUGGCGGCGAAGAAGUCCUUCCCCCAAGAAUCAGUUACCUCUACUCUUUUUAAUCAUAACACCUCCAUUUGUAUCACAUAUGGUGUAUGGGUAUUGAUGAGAUCAUGGUAUCAUAUAUGGGAUUUUUUUCUGUGUAAAUCAUCAAGUAUAAGAAGAAACUAUGGGACUCUGAGCCUUGCUUUAGAGAAUUUACAGUGGACAAAUAGGUAUCAUCAAACAGUUUUUAAUCAUUCUGACUCUGGUGAAAACGCUCAGAAUUUCACACUGUGAAUCCACGUUUACAACCCUUACAGGUGGGCCUUCAGGCCUGGUUCGCUACAACAAUGUCUUCCACAACUCAAACUCCUACUGCUCUCACACAACUGGUCCACUCCUGCCUUUUCACUCACACAGCUCCUGACUGCUUCUGGCAGAGGCUGAGAGUCCCCCUAUUUUUUUUUUUUUAAAAUUUUUCAUUUAGAUGUAACAAGCCUAGUAGUUUAUGUUCAUCGAUUGUCUGUAUAUCUCUAUAUUUUACCCAUGUACUCUUUUGAUGUAUAGAAGUAGUUUGAAACUCAUUGUUUCCUUGUGGUAAGUGACCGAGAUGCUGCCACAGGACCUGAGACACUGAUGAAUGGUGCUAUUUUGGACUUUCAACAUGCUCCUUGGCGAGGUAGCUCUGAUGGAGUUAUUUUUUAUUUCCAUGUUCUAAGAAGGUGUUGGUACUUUGUUUCCCUGAAUGUUGUUCUCUAGACUGGAUUGACUUGUUUUCCUUGUGUCUUCAGUGUGGCUUUCUUCUUCAGUGUUGUAGGUUAAGUAAAUGCUACCAGAGAGUAAGAGACAGCUGUCUCAUGAGUUGGCCCUCAGAAACGUGCAAUCGCUGUAGCGGGAGCAAUCACAAAACUGUAAUUUAUUUACCAAAUCUCCUUCUUUCUGUAGCCUCGCCUGCCUAACUGAGAGGGGAAAAAAAGCAAUAAUUUUACAGGCAUUUUCAGGUGAAUGUUUGGGUUCUUUUUUG